UUUUAAUAAAAAUAUCAAACAUGAAAUAAGAAGAGAAAAAAAAAAAAAGAGGAAAGAAAGAAGAAGAAAAGGCUCCUUUGUCUCGGAAGAACCAAACCUUUUCUUUCUUUCUUUCUUUCUUUCUUUCAACACCAAAAAUCUCACACAAGCCGCCUUAUUUUCAACACUGUCUCUUUCGUAAAAAACCAGAUCGACGGCGUAACUCUCUCCGGUGAACUCUCCUCAACCAUUAGAUAAGUAUCCACAAGUGUUGAUGUAAAAAGAAAGUUUUUUUCUAUUUUUUUUUUUUUUAAAUGUAAAGUUUUUUUUUGUUGUUUCUUUAAAUUUUUAAUCCGUUCGUUAUCAGAAAAAGUAGGUAGCAAAAAAAAAGAAGAUUUUAGUUUUUUUUACGAAAAGCAGAUUGACUGGUAGCUGAAGAACAACGGAGGAGAAUUUUAGAAAGAAAAAGAGUAAAAAUAAUUAAAAGCCCCGUAAAGGUUGAAACUUGGUUGACGAAAAUUUUCUUCAUUUAUUUCAUUUUUUUUUUCAUUCUAAAACUUUUAUUUAUUUAUUCAAGAAUCAAUCAAUCAGUUAAGAAACAACAAAAGUGAGAUUUUUUUCUUCUUUUUUUUGAUAUAACAAAAAAAAAAAAGAUGCCGGUAGAUUUAGAUAACUCCUCUACAGUCUCCGGUGAAGCAAGUGUUUCAAUCUCAUCUACCGGAAACCAAAACCCACUUGUUAACUCCACCGGGAAGAAGAAACGUAACCUCCCCGGCAUGCCUGAUCCAGAGUCAGAAGUUAUAGCUUUAUCACCAAAAACUCUACUAGCUACGAACAGAUUCGUUUGCGAAAUCUGUAACAAAGGGUUUCAAAGAGACCAGAACUUACAGCUUCACCGUCGUGGUCACAAUUUACCGUGGAAGCUUAGACAGAAGUCUAGUAAAGAAGUGAGGAAAAAAGUCUACGUUUGUCCUGAAGUUAGCUGUGUCCAUCACGAACCUUCACGUGCUUUAGGAGAUCUAACUGGAAUCAAGAAACACUUUUGUCGGAAACACGGUGAGAAGAAGUGGAAAUGUGAUAAAUGUUCCAAGAAGUAUGCUGUUCAGUCUGAUUGGAAAGCUCACUCCAAGAUUUGUGGUACUAAAGAGUAUAAAUGUGAUUGUGGUACUCUCUUUUCUAGGAGGGAUAGUUUUAUAACGCAUAGAGCUUUUUGUGAUGCUUUGGCUGAAGAGAGUGCGAGAAGUAAUACUCAUAGUCAGAGCAAGAAACAGAGUCCAGACAUUUCGACCCGGAAAAAACCGAUACCCGACCCAAAUCCUGCUCCGGUGGAUACUGAGUCUGCUAAAAUCAAAUCUUCAUCGACUUUAACUAUUAAGCAAUCAGAGUCUCCAAAAACCCCUCCGGAGAUCGUUCAAGAAGUUCCAAAACCGACCGGUUUAAAUGUUACACGCAACGGUGUUUUCGCUGGCUUAUUUGAAUCUUCCACGGCUUCUCCAAGUAUAUAUACAACAUCUUCUUCUUCAAAGAGUCUAUUUGCGCCAUCUUCGUCCAUCGAACCUAUAUCUUUGGGUCUCUCAACAGGUCAUGGAUCAUCGUUUCUCGGGUUAAACCGGUUCCAAGCUCAGCCCGCGAUGUCAGCAACCGCUUUACUUCAAAAAGCAGCUCAAAUGGGAGCAGCGUCUUCAGGUGGUUCAUUGCUUCGUGGAUUAGGGAUAGUUUCAUCAAGCUCAUCUUCUAUGGACGCAAUAGUUCCUCAUGGACUAGGAUUAGGACUGCCUUGCGGUGGCGAAAGCAGCUCGGGUUUGAAAGAGCUCAUGAUGGGGAAUUCAUCUGUGUUUGGUCCGAAACAAACGACAUUAGACUUUCUCGGAUUAGGUAGAGCGGUUGGUAAUGGAAAUGGUCCAAGCAACGGACUAUCCGCUCUAGUUGGAGGAAGCAGCGGCAUUGAUAUGGCGACGACAUUUGGAUCAGGAGAGUUUUCUUCAGGGAAAGACAUUAAUAGAAGAAAAUCAUAAGUAGAGUAAUCAAUAUGUUUGAGAUAUUGGGGGGUUUUAGAUGUUCUUGUUCAAUAGUUGAAGUGUGAGUGAGUUGAAACUUCCCUUUGAAGAAAGGGUUUCGAUAUUUAAUAUAUAUUGCAAUCAGUUAAUCA
Camelina sativa (false flax) is the source of this 2128-nucleotide messenger RNA. Its product is annotated as zinc finger protein GAI-ASSOCIATED FACTOR 1. Gene Ontology annotation, cellular component: nucleus. Gene Ontology annotation, molecular function: DNA-binding transcription factor activity. Lineage: Eukaryota; Viridiplantae; Streptophyta; Magnoliopsida; Brassicales; Brassicaceae. The record is from RefSeq and is a predicted model, not a curated record.